Messenger RNA from Salarias fasciatus (jewelled blenny), 8266 nucleotides. RefSeq names its product dicer 1, ribonuclease type III (gene dicer1). The transcript has 29 exons. Gene Ontology annotation, cellular component: nucleus; cytoplasm; RISC-loading complex. The record is from RefSeq and is a predicted model, not a curated record. Gene Ontology annotation, biological process: apoptotic DNA fragmentation; pre-miRNA processing; siRNA processing. Gene Ontology annotation, molecular function: protein binding; ribonuclease III activity; ATP binding. Lineage: Eukaryota; Metazoa; Chordata; Actinopteri; Blenniiformes; Blenniidae. Bases 366 to 6092 code for a protein of 1908 amino acids.
GCAGUCUGCGUAAAGUUUUGGCGUAGAAGAGGCCCAGGUAAAAGGAAGUGGUCCCCCCGUGGACGAGUAGCCACCAAAUCGGGACAACAGGACUAAAUGAUAGCGAGGCUAUCCCACGAAUGAGCUCGCCUUUUAAUCGGGACGAUCACGCAAGAAAAGGAGUCGUUUGACGUGUUUCUUCCUAAAUGUGGGGAAACAUCAGGAGUUGAUUGAGACUGACUAUCAUGAAGCCCAGAUUAAGUUCUGCCUUCAUUUAUAGAAAGUCCCACUUCUUACCUUGAACUUCUGCAACGGAGAAGAUGAUGAAAUGAGAUAAAGUGGACAGCUGGAGGAGCCCCGCCCCCUCACCUCCACGUCUUUGAAGCAUGGCAGGCCUACAGCUUGUCACUCCUGCCACGUCACCCAUGGGGCCUUUCUUUGGUCUGCCAUGGCAGCAGGAGGCUAUCCAUGAUAACAUCUAUACCCCCAGGAAAUAUCAGGUUGAACUUCUAGAAGCAGCUCUUGAACACAACACUAUUGUCUGCUUGAAUACCGGCUCAGGGAAGACCUUUAUCGCAGUACUUCUAACAAAAGAGCUCUCCCACCAAAUCCGAGGAGGUUACCAAGACCGUGCAAAGAAAACGGUUUUCCUGGUGAACACAGUCUCGUGUGUGAUUCAGCAAGCCGCUGCGGUCAGGACUCACUCUGACCUCCUGGUGGGAGAGUACACAGAUUUGGAGGAGACUUUAGCAUGGCCUGACCAACAAUGGAGUCAGGAGUUAAUGGAGAAUCAGGUGCUGGUCAUGACUUGUCACAUCUUCCUGCACGUUCUGAGGAAUAAAAUCUUACCGUUGUCUAAAAUCAACUUGGUGGUGUUUGAUGAUUGUCACCUGGCCAUCACCGACCACCCUUACUGUGACAUAAUGAAGCUGUUCGAGGGCGGCUCGGGAAGCCCCCGCGUCCUGGGUCUCACAGCUUCGAUUCUCAAUGGGAAAUGUGACCCGUCCGAACUGGAGCAGAAGAUCCAGAAUCUGGAGAGAAUCCUGAAGAGCAACGCUGAAACUGCCACCGACCUCGUGGUCUUAGACAGAUACGCCUCUCAGCCAAGAGAAGUGGUGCUCGACUGUGGCCCCUAUGUGGAUAAGAGCGGCCUCUCCUCCCGUCUGCAGGCAGAGCUGGACGAAGCUCUCCACUUCCUGAAUGACUGUAACAUACCUUUCGCCAGAGAGGACCGUGAUCCCACAUUCAUCUCCAAACAGGUCCUGAGCGAUUGCCAGGCCGUCCUGCAGGUGCUGGGCCCCUGGUGCGCAGACAAGGCGGCGGGCAUCAUGGUGCGCGAGCUCCAGAAGUACAUCAAGCACGAGCAGGAGGAGCUCAACCGCAAGUUCCUGCUGUUCACGGACACCAUCCUGCGGAAGGUGCACGCCCUGUGCGAGGAGCACUUCUCCCCCGCCUCCCUCGACCUCAAGUUCGUCACCCCCAAGGUCCUCCGGCUGCUGGAGAUCCUGCAGGAGUACAAGCCGUUCGAGCGGCAGCAGUUCGAGAGCGUGGAGUGGUACAACAACCGCAACCAGGACAACUACGUGUCCUGGAGCGACUCGGAGGACGAGGACGACGACGAGGAGGUGGAGGCCAAGGAGCGGCCGGAAGCCAACUUCCCCUCGCCGUUCACCAACAUCCUGUGCGGGAUCAUCUUCGUGGAGAGACGUUACACGGCUGUCGUCCUCAACCGUCUCAUUAAGGAGGCAGGCAAGCAAGACCCGGAGCUCACUUAUAUCAGCAGCAACUUCAUCACCGGCCACAGCAUCGGCAAGAACCAGCCACGAAACAAGCAGAUGGAGGUGGAGUUCAGGAAGCAGGAGGAGGUUCUUCGCAAAUUCCGGGCUCAUGAAACCAACCUGCUGAUUGCGACCAGCAUCGUGGAGGAAGGCGUGGAUAUUCCAAAGUGUAACCUGGUGGUGCGAUUCGACCUGCCCACAGAGUACAGGUCCUACGUUCAGUCCAAAGGCAGAGCCCGGGCGCCCGUCUCCAACUACAUCAUGCUGGCCGACACCGAGAGGACCAAAGCUUUCGAGGAGGAUCUCACCACCUACAAAGCCAUAGAAAAGAUCUUGAGGAAUAAGUGCUCCAAGUCGGUGGAGGUGAGCGAGUUUGAGGUGGAGCAGGUGCUGGACGAUGACAACAUCCUCCCUCCUUACGUCCUUCGGUCUGAGGACGGAGGUCCCCGAGUCACCAUCAACACAGCCAUCGGCCACAUCAACAGAUAUUGUGCCCGGCUGCCCAGUGACCCGUUCACACACCUCGCACCCAAAUGCAAAACUGCAGAAACGGGGGACGGACGCUUCCAGUCCACUCUCUACUUACCCAUAAACUCCCCUCUGCGAGUUCCUGUGAAGGGUCCUGUGAUGAACUGUGCCAGACUGGCAGAGAAAGCAGUUGCACUCGUUUGCUGUGAGAGACUGCACAAAAUAGGUGAGCUGGACGACCACCUCAUGCCUGUGGGGAAGGAGACCGUAAAGUAUGAGGAGGAGCUGGACCUUCACGACGAGGAGGAGACCAGCGUCCCGGGCCGGCCAGGCUCCACCAAGAGGAGGCAGUGUUACCCUAAAGCCAUACCAGAGUGUCUGCGGGACAGCUACGCCGUGUCGGAGCAGCCCUGCUACCUGUAUGUGAUCGGGAUGGUCCUGACCACCCCUCUGCCCGACGAGCUCAACUUCCGCCGGAGGAAGCUGUAUCCACCUGAAGACACCACCAGGUGCUUCGGCAUCCUGACUGCCAAACCCAUACCUCGAAUUCCCCAUUUCCCAGUGUACACCCGCUCGGGCGAGGUGACCAUCUCCAUCGAGCUGCAGAAGUGCGGCUUCACGCUCACCGCCGCCCAGCUCGAUCUCAUCACUCGCCUGCACCAGUACAUCUUCUCCCACAUCCUCCGCCUGGAGAAACCUGCACUGGAGUUCAAGCCCAUGCUGGCUGACUCGGCUUACUGCGUUCUACCUCUGAAUGUUGUUGGGGACUCCAACACUCUAGAUAUGGACUUUAAGUUCAUGGAGGACAUUGAGAAGUCUGAGGCCCGCACUGGCAUUCCUACUACUCAGUACACCAAGCAGAAUCCCUUCACCUUCAAACUGGAGGAUUACCAGGAUGCUGUCAUCAUUCCAAGGUAUCGUAACUUUGACCAGCCUCAUCGCUUCUAUGUCGCUGAUGUGUACACAGACUUGACGCCACUCAGCAAGUUUCCUUCGCCAGAGUAUGAGACAUUCGCUGAGUACUACAAAACCAAGUACAACCUGGACCUGUCCAACCUGAACCAGCCGCUCCUGGAUGUGGACCACACCUCCUCCAGGUUGAACCUAUUAACCCCUCGGCAUUUGAACCAAAAGGGCAAAGCGCUGCCGCUGAGCAGCGCUGAGAAGAGGAAGGCCAAGUGGGAGAGUCUCCAGAACAAGCAGAUCCUGGUUCCAGAGCUCUGUGCCAUCCACCCCAUUCCUGCCUCCCUGUGGAGGAAGGCAGUGUGCCUGCCCAGCAUCCUGUACCGCCUCCACUGCCUGCUGACCGCCGAGGAGCUGCGAGCCCAGACAGCCAGCGAAGCCGGAGUGGGAACACAGACCCUCCCCCCUGAUUUCAGAUAUCCAAACUUGGACUUCGGCUGGAAGAGAUCUAUCGACAGCAAGACGUUCAUCUCUUGUUCCGAGUCCUGCAGCGAGGAAGGCGACGGCCACUGUAAGCACCAAGAGACUGUAACCCCCGAUCCCAGCUCCCUGACGCAUCCAAGUAGUGACCACUCUGCGUCGGCCGAGCGGGAGCCACUGUCAGCCCCCGAACCCCCCGAAGCAUGCAACAGGACCCUCACUAAUGGCACUGGCCCAGAAGUCGACUGUGACGGCGACUGCCACCAAGACGAGCACCUUCACCAACAUGACAAUUGCCAAUGGAGCCAGCCCAGCUCCUCCGGGCCGCAGAGCCCCGAAUCAAUACAAGCCACUACCUCAGAUCUUGUGCAGCCCCCUCACAGCUUGAAGAAGCCCAGGUCCAGUCCUCCGCAGCCUAGUGAUGAAUGUACACCAGGGAGGACGGCAGACCUCACCAAUGAAGCUACCUCAGUCUGCAGCCCAGCAGCCACGGGUCCCAGCGCACCCACAGCACCUUCUCCUGACCUCGCUGAGGACUCCCAGCACAGAUCCCAGGCAGGGGACUCCCCCAAGAGGUUGGGGCCCAACCCAGGCCUUAUCCUGCAGGCCUUGACCCUGUCCAACGCCAGCGACGGCUUCAACCUGGAGCGGCUGGAGAUGCUCGGCGACUCUUUCCUGAAGCACGCCAUCACCACGUACUUGUUCUGUACCUACCCCGACGCUCACGAAGGGCGCCUCAGCUACAUGCGCAGCAAGAAGGUGAGCAACUGUAACCUGUACCGCCUGGGGAAGAAGAAAGGACUUCCCAGCAGGAUGGUGGUGUCCAUCUUCGACCCCCCCGUCAACUGGCUGCCUCCUGGAUAUGUGGUCAACCAGGACAAGAGCAGCACCGACAAACUGGAUUCAGAAAAGGCCAAAGAGGAGCUCCUGGCCAACGGGCAGUCCGGGACCGACUUCGACGAGGACGACGAGGACGGCGAGGACAUGGACGAAGACGGCGAGCUGAUGCUGAAGGACGAGCCGAAGGACGAGGUCAACAUGGAGGACGACCUGGAGUAUUACAAGGAGCACAUCCGCUUCAUCGACAACAUGCUGCUGGGCUCCGGGGCGUUCGGGAAGAAGAUCUCCCUGAGCGGCUUCCCGCCGUCCCUCAGCCCGGCGCCGGGCUCCUCCUCCUCCACCACCAUGGAGUCUCCGUACGAAUGGAAGGCGCCGAAGAAGCCCCUCCACCCCGCCGCGGCGCACUACCCGCCGGAGCAGGCGCCCAGCGGGCCGGCGGCCGAGGAGUUCGACUACAGCUCGUGGGACGCCAUGUGCUACCUGGACCCCAGCAAGGCCGGCGAGGAGGACGACUUCGUGGUGGGCUUCUGGAACCCGUCGGAGGAGAACUGCGGCACGGAGCUGGGGAAGCAGUCCAUCUCCUACGACCUGCACACCGAGCAGUGCAUCGCCGACAAGAGCAUCGCCGACUGCGUGGAGGCCCUGCUGGGCUGCUACCUGACCAGCUGUGGAGAGAGAGCCGCCCAGAUGUUCCUCUGUUCGCUGGGCCUCAAGGUGUUGCCGCUGGAGAGGGGGACCCCGAGCGGCGCGGCGGAGCCCGGCCGCGACCGCGCGGCCGCCGACGUGUCCUACGGCUGGCUGAAGAUCCCGCCCCGCUGCAUGCUGGAGCACCCGGACGCCGAUCAGACGCUCAACCACCUCAUCUCCGGCUUCGACAACUUCGAAAGGAAGAUCAACUACACCUUUCAGAACAAGGCGUACCUGCUGCAGGCCUUCACCCACGCUUCCUACCAUUACAACACCAUCACAGAUUGUUACCAGCGGCUGGAGUUUCUUGGCGAUGCAAUUCUAGACUACCUCAUAACAAAGCACCUUUACGAAGACCCGCGGCAGCACUCCCCCGGCGUGCUGACCGACCUGCGCUCGGCGCUCGUCAACAACACCAUCUUUGCCUCUCUGGCCGUCAAGUACGACUACCACAAGUACUUCAAGGCCAUCUCGCCGGAGCUUUUCCACGUCAUCGACGACUUCGUGCAGUUUCAGCUGGAGAAGAACGAGAUGCAGGGCAUGGACUCCGAGUUGCGACGCUCUGAGGAAGACGAGGAGAAGGAGGAAGACAUCGAAGUCCCCAAAGCCAUGGGGGACAUCUUUGAGUCGCUGGCCGGAGCGAUUUACAUGGACAGCCGGAUGUCUCUGGAGACCGUGUGGCAAGUCUACUACCCGAUGAUGAGGCCACUGAUCGAGAAAUUCUCCGCCAACGUGCCACGAUCUCCGGUGAGGGAGCUGCUCGAGAUGGAGCCGGAAACUGCCAAGUUCAGCCCUGCCGAGAGGACCUAUGACGGGAAGGUCCGCGUGACGGUGGAGGUCGUCGGGAAGGGCAAGUUCAAAGGCGUCGGCCGCAGCUACCGGAUCGCCAAGUCGGCGGCGGCGCGCCGAGCUCUGCGCAGCCUCAAAGCCAAUCAACCUCAGGUCCAGAACAACUGAGCUCCCAGCAUUAGCACCUAAGCUAUCGACGCGAUCGAGAGUCGGCAACAGCGGCGGCGGCGGCGGCUUCGGCUUCCUCACACAGCGGACGCCCCGUAUCUUCAGUCUGUGACGGCACAAACAUGGCAGCCGGGGAGCACUGUGUGGAGACGGAAGCAGACUGAUCUCACCACAAAUCUCACAUCAGAUCUUUUACCCCCUUUUCAAUCCUCUUUGUUCUUUUCUUUUUUUUCUUUUUUCUUUUUUCUGUUGCGCAAACACAAUCUUUUACUUUUUCUCUCUCUGCUUUGUGUAAUCACAUGAGUGCUUUAUUAACGUUUAGCAAAGUGUUUAAAAGGAAAAAAAAAAUGACAAAAAAACAGGUCAGGUCGCCGUGUCAAUUCCUCGCUGUUUUAUUUUUUGGUUUUUAAUCUCUGUGUCAGUGAGAUGAGGCUUUUUUGCUUAUUGUGUUGUAUUAGAUUGUACAUAGUUCAAUCAGAGGUGUAAAUCAAAGUAUGUAGGAAGAAGAAAAGAGAGAAAAAAAAAAAAGAAAACGCUAAACUCCUCAGCCUGUGCACUAGUGCCAGUCAGUUUUAAAGCGGUUUUGAAAACGCUAACGGCAGACGUGGCUCGCAGAUCCCGCCGGAGCGCAAAACCUCCGGCGGCUCCUCUGUCGGAAAUCUGUCUUGAAAAUGGUAUUCUUGAUCAUUUUUUGCACUUAUUCCAUUAGGGUCUGUUCUUUUGAGAAUUGUAUGGUCACAUUGACACCAAAAUCAUAUUACGUAGCAAAGUAUAUAAAUAUAUAUAUAAGAAAAAGAAGAGAAAAAAAAAAAAGACAAGCCUAUAAAAUACAUGAAUGAUAUUGUCGGCCUUAGAUGCUGAGGCUCACCCUCAUAUCCUGCAAAACGGAUAGGAAUUCCAACAUUCCCAGUUACUGUAAUUUAAAAUCCUUUUUAACCGCACUUGAGGUUGCAUGUUCUUGUAGCUUAUUGUAUAAAAAAAAAAAAAACAACAAAAAAAAAAACAAACCAUGACAACUGGAUGGCUUCUAUAAAUGUUCCAAAUCUACGGAUAUAUCUAGAGUUAUGUGAGAGAAGGAUUCGGUGUUUUAUGGCAUUAUCUCUGUGAUUCGGCUCCGCGCGUUUUGAUACUACGAGCGGACGGACGCCGAAUCGGCCCUCCGCCUCGCACUAUAAAAUGUCUUUCCAGACCGAGCGAAUCAUCCCGUUUUGAUACCGAGAAGAAGAAAGACAUAUCACACGUUCAAUAUGCUGCAGACUUUUUCUACGAAUUGGAUCUUUUUUUUUUUUUUUUUUUGAAAUUGUCUUUGUGGGGAAAAAAAAAAAAAAGGCCGGCUCAUUUCAACGCACCAGUGUUUCCUCGCGUCCCGUAACCUACCAAAGCUAGAGCAGAUGUGACACUUCGGAGGCUGAAGUCAAUUCCUGGGGAUAAAACAACCAGACGCUUUGUGUUUUUUGUUUGGUUUGGUUUUUUUUUUCCGACAAAUUUAGCUCCUCGCUGAAAGUCUUUUUUUUCAUCAAUAAGCCCUUUUUCACUUGAAUACCUCAGUUAACUGCAUGCAUUUUCUUGUCUUCAUUGUUUAUUUUCCUUUUAAUUUUUUUUUUCUGUUUGGUGCUAUGUUUUUUUUUUGUAUUAAGCUUGAAUUUCUCAUCUUUUUUUGCACUGUAACUAUAAUACCUCUUUAUUUGACCCUCUUGUUUGGAAAUCUGGUUCGGUUUUUGCUCGUCCUGUCCGACAGGAGUGGACGACUCCCUCCCACCCCCCUCUCUCUCGGGGGGCGGGGGCGUCGGGACAGAAAGUGUUGUUCUCGCACAUAUAAGCCUAACUCGUUUCUUCUCGCUCGUCGGCGAUUCGCCGUUUCUGAAUCUGUUUGAAAGCAGGAUUGGUCGACGGGGAUCAGGACCUGCAGAGGUUAAUCAGAUUGCACUCUUGAUUAAUUAAUUAAUCCCAAAAAAAAAAAAUUGGGCAGAGGACUAGCCGUCUCCUAUUGAUCAGAUGGAAUCAGCCCACACGCAGGUGUUUCUACCUCAAGCGACUCCGUUUCAACCCCACGAAAUCCUCGGUUUUCCUCCCCCCUCACAGUCAUUUGUGCCUCACGUCUUGAGUUUAAAGACCGGAGGCACAAAUCUCAGUGCCUUCUCUAUGAAUGUGUUGAUAGAGCAAAAAAAAAAGAA